UUCAGCAGAGAGAAAUAGAGAAAGCAGUGUGUGUGCAUGUGUGUGUGAGAGAGAGAGGGAGAAGAGCGAGAGGGAGAGAGAGAAGUGGAGAGAGAAAGGGAGGGAAGCGGAGGGCCAAGUGUAAGGGACUGAGCCCCAAAGAGGCGAGACGGGAAGAGGCUUGCGGAGGAAGGAGUAAGGCAUUCCGGCGUAGGCUGCGGUGAAUCGGCUUCUAUUUUCUUUUCCUUUUGAUUUUUUCUUUUUUUAAGAGAAGCCGGGGACAGAAGCCAUGGCCGAGGGAGAAGACAAGCUGAGAUGCUGAUGACCGUGGGUCCAAGUGGAUUAUCGGGGCUGCUCUCCAGAGGCCUGUCCUCCCUGCCUGCCAGUUGCACAUAAUUCCACAUCCCAGCCAAUGAAGAGGAGAGGCAGCGUGAACAAAGUCAUUUAGAAAGCCCCCGAGGAAGUGUAAACAAAAGGGAAAGCAUGAAUGGCGUGUCCGAGAGACAAGUGUGUCCUGCACUACCCCCACAUCUAGCUGGCCAGCCGCUGCCCAGCCUUGCUCCCCACAUAUUCACUGGUGAUUUUUUUUAAAGCAAUCUCUCUCUCUCUUUUUUUUUUUUCCUUUUCUUUUGCAUUCUCUUAUUCUCCUUCAGGACAAGGCAAAGUUUGUGAUUUGGGGGACCCAGCCAUGGCCUUUCUGCAUCUUCUUUAAAAUACCCACUUUCUCCUCAUUGCCAAGCAGCGUUUGGCAAUAUCAGAUAUCGGCUCUAUUUAUUUUUACCUAAGGAAAAACUCCAGCUCUCUUCCCACUCCCAGCUGCCUUGCCACCCCUCCCAGCCCUCUGCUUGCCCUCCACCUGGCCUGCUGGGAGUCAGAGCCCAGCAGAACCUGUUUAGACACAUGGACAAGAAUCCCAGCGCUACGCGGCACACAGUCCGCUUCUUCGGCCCGGGGUUGCCAGCGCUUCCUGGAAGUCUUGAAGUUCUCGCAGUGCAGUGAGUUCAUGCACCCUCUUGCCAAGCCUCAGUCUUUGGGAUCUGGGGAGGCCGCCUGGUUUUCCUCCCUCUUUCUGCUGGGGUCUCCUCCUCGCCAGGCCCUGCCGCCCCCCUGGCCUCUCUCCCAGGCUCGCACAUGAAGAUGCACUUGCAAAGGGCUCUGGUGGUCCUGGCCCUACUGAACUUGGCCACAGUCAGCCUCUCUCUGUCCACUUGCACCACCUUGGACUUCGGCCACAUCAAGAAGAAGAGGGUGGAAGCCAUUAGGGGACAGAUCUUGAGCAAGCUCAGGCUCACCAGCCCCCCUGAGCCAUCGGUGAUGAGCCACGUCCCCUAUCAGGUCCUGGCACUUUACAACAGCACUCGGGAAUUGCUGGAAGAGAUGCACGGGGAGAAGGAGGAAGGCUGCACUCAGGAAAACACUGAGUCGGAAUACUAUGCCAAAGAGAUCCAUAAAUUCGACAUGAUCCAGGGGCUGGCGGAGCACAAUGAGCUGGCCGUCUGCCCCAAAGGAAUUACCUCCAAGGUUUUCCGCUUCAAUGUGUCUUCAGUGGAGAAAAAUGGAACCAAUCUGUUCCGGGCAGAGUUUCGGGUGUUGAGGGUGCCCAACCCCAGCUCCAAGCGCACGGAGCAGAGGAUUGAGCUCUUCCAGAUACUUCGACCUGAUGAGCACAUUGCUAAGCAGCGCUAUAUCGGCGGCAAGAAUCUGCCCACUCGGGGCACUGCUGAGUGGCUGUCUUUUGAUGUCACUGACACUGUGCGUGAGUGGCUGUUGCGAAGAGAAUCCAACUUGGGUCUGGAAAUCAGCAUUCACUGCCCCUGUCACACCUUUCAGCCCAAUGGAGACAUCCUGGAAAAUGUUCACGAGGUGAUGGAAAUCAAAUUCAAAGGGGUGGACAAUGAGGAUGACCAUGGCCGUGGAGACCUGGGGCGCCUCAAGAAGCAGAAGGAUCACCACAACCCUCACCUGAUCCUCAUGAUGAUCCCCCCACACCGACUCGACAACCCUGGCCAGGGGGGACAGAGGAAGAAGCGGGCCUUGGACACUAACUACUGCUUCCGCAACUUGGAGGAGAACUGCUGUGUGCGGCCCCUCUACAUUGACUUUCGACAGGAUCUGGGCUGGAAAUGGGUUCAUGAACCUAAGGGCUACUAUGCUAACUUCUGCUCAGGCCCUUGCCCAUACCUCCGUAGUGCAGACACAACACAUAGCACGGUGCUGGGACUGUACAACACUCUGAAUCCAGAAGCUUCAGCCUCACCAUGCUGUGUGCCCCAGGACCUGGAGCCCCUAACCAUCCUGUACUAUGUCGGGAGGACCCCCAAGGUGGAGCAGCUGUCCAACAUGGUGGUGAAGUCCUGCAAGUGCAGCUGAGGUUCGCCUGUGACAGAGGAGGGAGAACUGCCACCGCUGACAGCUGCUGCUUGGGAAACCAAAGCGAAGGACCUCACCCAGAGGCCUGGAGCCUACAACCCCUGGCUCCCAGUGAACAGCUGAGAAGGAAGCUUCCUUCUGGAACAUUUCUUUCUUGCUAGCUCUGAGAAUCACUGUGGUAAAGAAAGUGUAGGUUGGUUAGGGGAAGGUGAACUCUCCAGAACAUGGACUUUCUGUGGUGCAAACAAGAGGUGGUGGGGUAGAGGAAGAGGGAUGGUGAGCUGACAUAAGUGUAUGGCAAUGGGAUUUGGGCUACCCUAGGGAAGAGGGAGGGCAGAGCCUGGCCAGGUCAGGGCCAUACUGGAAGCCACUUCAGAUUUGAGGUCAGCCUUGCUCACUGUGGUACCACAACUGCUCCAGGAAAUUGGGAUGUCGUUAUCAGAGGCAAGCAUUUUUCUUCAAACAGGUUACCAAGACAAGUCCCGGAAUCAUUAUCUUGCACUAUCUGGGAUUAAGGACAAAUCUGUUCUUUUUUUUUUCAAACUGCCCUCCCUACAUCAAUCAGCAUCAUGGGUGAUUACAGAUGAUGUUAUUAGUUUCUGGGCCAGCAACUAUAUUGGGUCCUUUGGAGAUGCUCAACUCAAAUGCAAAAGGUAGGAAUUCGACUUCUCAUGUAUGCCCUCUGGGCCCCUCCUCCUGCCUUCUUCCUUGGUCUUAUUUCCCCUUGGAUAUUUGACUAGACACUUUCCUGGUCAGGGUGCACUCUUUGGAUUCUGGGCCCAUGCAGCCUGGGGCAUCAGGGAUCACUUUCUCCCAGCCUUUGAACCCCUGUGCUCCCUUAGUGUUCCUGGAAGCAGGUGCUGCGACAUCUGGGGAGGCUGCAUGUGUACCACACGAUGACUUGGCCCCAGAGGCACAGACUGAGGUAUCAAGACAAGUACAAAUAUUACUCUCAAAAUCUUUGUAUAAAUAAAUAUUUUUGGGGAUUUGUGAAACAUGGAUGAUUUCAUCUUCUGGAAGAUGGUUCCUAGAACAGUAAAAGCCUCAUUCUAAGGCAUAUACCUGACCAUAAAUAUCUUCAUUACC
Molecule: messenger RNA, 3435 nt
Organism: Nannospalax galili (Upper Galilee mountains blind mole rat)
Lineage: Eukaryota; Metazoa; Chordata; Mammalia; Rodentia; Spalacidae
Gene: Tgfb3
Product: transforming growth factor beta 3
Exons: 7
Coding region: 1111-2349 (412 amino acids)
Biological process (GO): BMP signaling pathway; regulation of cell population proliferation; transforming growth factor beta receptor signaling pathway
Cellular component (GO): extracellular region
Molecular function (GO): cytokine activity; type III transforming growth factor beta receptor binding; type II transforming growth factor beta receptor binding
Source: RefSeq, a predicted model, not a curated record